Messenger RNA from Botrytis cinerea B05.10, 2224 nucleotides. RefSeq lists its product as hypothetical. NCBI's taxonomy places the organism in Eukaryota, Fungi, Ascomycota, Leotiomycetes, Helotiales, Sclerotiniaceae. The record is from RefSeq and is a predicted model, not a curated record. The transcript has 2 exons. The coding region runs from base 434 to 1486 and encodes 350 amino acids.
GGGUACUAUCUACGCGAUUGAAGUGAUUUUUAUCCGGACUCAUGGAAUUCCCACUCAGUACGAGCAUACGAAAUAGUAUCUGAUCUCGGAAUAUUGUUUAAGCGUGCUGUGCUGUGUUGUGUUGUGCUGUUGGUGCUUUGAAAUUAAUGACUAGAGUAGCUGAGUAGUGAGUACCCGACAGUAUUGCAAAAUCCUUGUUGCGGUGAACACGGACGUUUCGAGUCGUGUUUGUGAAAAUUGCAUCCCACUUUUUGUUUCGAGAACGUAGUCACACAUUACUUGGCUAGUAAGACAUAUCUACACCAACGUGGUCGCCGAUCUUUCUUCACUGCCACCGUAUAUUAAAAAUUGGAGGGUUUUCUUCAAGCUCAUUCUAUUCUUCCUCAAUCUACAUACAAUCCUCUUCGGUAACCUCACCUAAAUAUCCCUCAAAAUGGCGUCCAAGUUCUGGCCUAAAGGUGGUCUUCCAGGUAUCCUACAUCAUUAUACCGAAACCCUCACAACAUUCGAAUAUACAUCCGGCACCAUCGCCAAACCCCACAGUCUUCUCUUCAUCGGAGGCUUGGGAGAUGGACUCGCAACCACCUCCUUCAUGGCCGACAUAGCUAAAGCCCUCCAACCCACCCCCUGGUCCCUCUUCACCCUCAAUCUCUCAUCCUCAUACGCCCAAUGGGGAACUUCUCACCUCGACCGUGAUUCCGACGAAAUAGCUGAAUGUCUCCGCUACAUCCAGGCCUACAAGCAGUCCAAAUUUCCCCACAGCAAAACCAUCCUCAUGGGUCAUUCGACCGGCUCCCAGGUCGUGCUUCAUUAUUUACAUAAACCCAACCCCCACACUACCACUCCCAAAUUUGACCCUCAUCUAAGUCACGUGAAGCGUCCCGUUCUCGACGGUGCAAUCAUGCAAGCACCGAUUUCCGAUCGCGAGGCCAUCCAAUCGGUCCUCCAGGAUGGACUUGGUAAGAGACCCGCCAGCGAAUGUCAAGCUGCAUUUCGACAAAUCCAAGAAAUUGCAAAAGAUGCUGCGAAACGUGAUCAAUCGAUUGAUAUUCUUCUCCCCAUGGCACUGACCUCGCAAAUCGGCUACGGAACUACCCCGAUUAGUUGUCGACGAUUCAUGAGUCUGGCUAGUCCUAAGAGCCCGCAACAACCUGAGGAAGAUGAUUUGUUCAGCUCGGAUUUGAGUGAUGAGCACUUAUCGAAAACGUUUGGAAUGAUUAAAGAGAGGGGUUUAUUGCGGGAUCAAUUGGUUAUUUUUUACUCGGGGGCUGAUCAGGCAGUGCCGGAUUGGGUGGAUAAGGAGGCAUUGUUGAAGAGGUGGAAGAAUGCGGCGGAUCAUGGAGGAAAGGAUAAGGUGUGGGAUGAUGAAUUUACAGCCAUCAUUCCAGGAGCGAGUCAUGCGUUGAGUAAUGAUGAUCAGGCGCCUGCGAGAGCGUUUUUGUGUCAGAGAUUGAUGGGUUAUGUUCAGCGGAUAGAGAAGAAGUGAGGGGAUGUGGAGAUGGAUGUUAAUUAAUGCGAUGUGUGUUUUUUGAAUGCUAAGGGUUGUUUGUGUAAAAUACAGCUACACGAAUGAUUUUGAGCUCGGUAUUUAUAGGAGAUUUUGAGAUUGCAUUGCGAAUAAUGUGAGUGAUCUGGUAUUUGAAAGGUAACGUUUGGCUGUUAGAGUCCCGAAAGAAAGACGGAUAUCGAUGCCAAGUGGGAUUGAUCAAGUAGAGAGUCUGAAAAAGUUAAUAAGUUCCAGCACUCUUGGAGUGAAGAAUAUAUUAUAUGAGGGCGGUAAAACAAAUGAGAGAGUUGAGUGUCAGCGGAGAGAUUUCAAUAUCCCGAGGGCAUGAAUGAGGAUAAAGUUGUCGAUCCAAGUGCUGAGAUUAGAGAUGACAGGAGAAAAAUGCGAAUGCUUGAUCAUGUUGAAGUAUGGUUCUUGACUCUUAUCCAUCCAUCUGGAGAAUAUCAUGUUCUGAUAUCAUUCGACAAAGAAACGGCUCUUCAUCCUCCAUAUCGAGAUCAAGGCUAUCUUUCUAGAAAAUAGAACAAAUAAACCAAUUAAUCAAACGAGUAAUCUAGCCUCACACCGGCAUUCUAUAUCUCAAAACCAAGCUAUCAAGAUGAAGAUGUCAAUUAUUUGAGCUUCUAAAACCGAGAAGGCUUAUAUUUUGAAAUCCGAUUUCAUAAAAAUCUCUGGAAAAUUAGUGGAACAACACAGGUUCGUGAAAUAAAGAAAUCA